Acanthochromis polyacanthus (spiny chromis) is the source of this 1772-nucleotide messenger RNA. RefSeq names its product F-box protein 43 (gene fbxo43). Gene Ontology annotation, biological process: negative regulation of meiotic nuclear division; regulation of mitotic nuclear division. The transcript is spliced from 4 exons. Gene Ontology annotation, molecular function: zinc ion binding; protein binding. NCBI's taxonomy places the organism in Eukaryota, Metazoa, Chordata, Actinopteri, Pomacentridae. Gene Ontology annotation, cellular component: nucleus. The record is from RefSeq and is a predicted model, not a curated record. The coding region runs from base 103 to 1419 and encodes 438 amino acids.
UCAAUGCAUACACCUGAAUACAUCAGGUAUGUGCUCUGUUGACACUGAACUUUAAACAUUGGUUGUAAAUUUUGUAAGUUGAAUUCAUGUAGAAUCAAAAACAUGUCUGCAUUAACCCCCUUCUGUCCUUGGAACAGGUCUGUGGAUGAGGAUAGUGGUUUCAGUUCCUUGACGCUUGAUAAAUCCCAAGCGUCAAUGGACCAUGAUGGCUCUUUCCAGGAGCUGCUGCUCUCUGCCUCUAGAGGAAACUGUGAAACCCCAAAUCUAGCUGAAUCAAAGCGACGCUCCCGUUUGCAGCGGCAGCACAGGCUUUCUACGCUUAAAGAAGGUGGCUCUCAGUCUGAAGAAGACCCCACAAACAGAGAGCAUCUGCAUCCGUGUCCCAACCAUUCUAAAGAUGACGUGUUUGCUGACAAGGCCACCCCUUGCAGCCUUUCUGUUAAACGUAAUAAUAGUAUUCAUUUGAGUUUGGUCGCAGCAAAACAAGACUAUACUACCCCACUGAGAGCUACUACAACCAAGCCAGAAAACAUGACGCCUCAUAGUGCAGAUCCAGCUAAUCCGGAUAUCACUCCAAACAGAACAACCCCAGCUGAUCUCUCUCUGACUCCGGCUUUGCAGCUGGUUCAUGCUAUGUGCCAGCAUAAAACCCAAAUGUUUGCUGGCCAGAGUCCAAGCCUGAAGGAGCAGCUGAAGUCCACAGCAGCACUGAUUGAGACUCCUGUGAUGUUUAGGACCACGAUGCCGCUGGCAGGGCUGAUUGGCAGGAAGAUGGGCCUGGUGAAGGUGGACAUUCUCACUGAGCUGAAGAAGAGGAACCUCAGACACAUCCUGGCUGUCAUACUUGGCAGCCUGAGCUCUGAGAGUGUCUACAGGUGUGGCCAGGUGUGCAAAAGCUGGAAUCAAAUUAUUCAGCAGGACAAGAGAGCUAGCCAAAGGAGGAGAAACCACCUGAGUCAAGUGGAGGCUGCUCUUGAGCAUGCUGGUGCUGUCCACGUCUCUGAUGCAGAGACCAGAGUCGCUCUUCUUCAGAGGUCAGGUUUGAAGACGGUCCAGGCCCAGUCCAGGAACUCCAGCUACUGCACUCCCCAGUCUGGAAGUCGCACUUUAACCCCAUUACUGCACGAUGCCUCACAUUCAGGCAGCAGCAAGCGGGAUAAAUUUCUAGAAGUUGCCAAAACCCUCUUCAACGAUAAGUACCUCAAGCCUUGCCCCAGAUGUCAACAUCCUGCAAGGUGUCAUUCAGUGAAAAAGGAGGGUGUGUGCAGCAGAGCCGACUGUGGUUUUCAGUUUUGCACAUCAUGUUUGUGUGCUUUUCACAGCUCCCAAGAGUGUGGCAGUCAGUCUGCAGGUCGUCGCAAGAAGGACAUACUUCUUCCAGGAAGUACUCAAAGCAAGCGAAACAUUAGAAGACUGUGAGGAGAAAGUGUUUCUUGUUCCUAUUUGCUAUGCCAUACUCACUUUAACAUUUCCUCAAAAUGGUGAAGAUGAAGUUCAUUUGCAACUGAACUGAAUAGUAGCUGUUUGUGAGCCACAUCUGUACUCUUUAGUGUGUUUGUGCAUGUCGUUGUACUUUUUUUUAAAUUUGCUCCUUUUUGUUCAACAGAGUUCUUGCUUUUAUAUUUUUAAUUCUGCAUGUGAAGGAGGUCUCGCCAGCACAUGCAAUUGAUUCUUUUUGCUGUUGAUGUAUUUUUCUAUACACUGACUGUACAGAAUAUUUUUUGGAAUUAUUGAGAUUUUAAACUUUUACCAAUGUUUUUUCAGAUGAGCUU